Messenger RNA from Leptosomus discolor (cuckoo roller), 1416 nucleotides. NCBI's taxonomy places the organism in Eukaryota, Metazoa, Chordata, Aves, Leptosomiformes, Leptosomidae. The record is from RefSeq and is a predicted model, not a curated record.
AGCCGCUUCGAGUCAAAGAUCCAUGACCUGAGAGAGCAGAUGAUGAACAGCAGCAUGAGCUCCGGCUCCGGCUCACUCCGGACGAGUGAGAAGAGAUCUCUGUAUGUCCGAGCCCUUUUUGACUAUGACCGGACCCGGGACAGUUGCUUGCCCAGCCAGGGGCUCAGCUUCUCAUAUGGGGACAUCCUGCAUGUCAUCAAUGCCUCCGAUGAUGAGUGGUGGCAAGCCAGACUUGUCACACCCCAUGGUGAGAGCGAGCAGAUCGGGGUCAUCCCCAGCAAGAAAAGGGUGGAAAAGAAGGAAAGAGCACGGUUGAAAACAGUGAAGUUUCACGCCCGGACUGGCAUGAUUGAGUCCAACAGGUCGAUCAAAACGAAACGUAAAAAGAGUUUCCGCCUCUCUCGAAAGUUCCCAUUUUACAAGAGCAAAGAGAACUUGGCCCAGGAGAGCAGCGGACAGGAACAGGGCGUGACAUCAAACACCAGUGACAGCGAGAGCAGUUCCAAAGGACAAGAGGACGCCAUCCUGUCGUACGAGCCAGUGACGCGGCAAGAAAUUCACUAUGCGAGGCCAGUGAUCAUCCUGGGGCCAACGAAGGACCGAAUUAAUGACGACCUCAUCUCUGAAUUCCCACACAAGUUUGGUUCCUGUGUUCCCCACACUACCAGGCCUCGGCGUGAGAAUGAGGUGGAUGGACAAGACUAUCACUUCGUUGUAUCCCGCGAACAGAUGGAGAAAGACAUCCAGGACAACAAGUUCAUAGAGGCUGGGCAGUUCAAUGACAAUCUCUAUGGGACCAGCAUUCAAUCAGUGCGGGCAGUGGCGGAGAGGGGCAAACAUUGCAUCCUGGAUGUGUCUGGCAAUGCUAUCAAGAGGUUGCAACAAGCACAACUUUAUCCCAUUGCCAUUUUCAUCAAACCAAAAUCCAUUGAAGCUCUCAUGGAGAUGAACCGGAGACAGACAUACGAACAGGCCAACAAGGUCUUUGACAAAGCCAUGAAACUCGAGCAAGAGUUUGGAGAGUAUUUUACAGCCAUUGUACAAGGAGACUCCCUUGAAGAGAUUUACAGCAAAAUCAAACAGAUCAUUGAGGACCAGUCUGGGCACUACAUCUGGGUCCCAUCCCCAGAGAAACUCUGAAGAUGUUCCCCACCUUCUUCCCUGUGAGCAGAAGAUCUCCAAAGUCCCACCCCACCCAAGCCCUCUGCCCUGAGGGGGGAGAUAUGAAAACUAUUCCUGCCCCCUUUUUUUAGAUCGUCACAAAAUUGAGUUUUCUAGUCCUGUUUCUUUGGUUGGAAUGAACUCAUCUCAUUCAUCACAUGACUGUUCCCACCGUUCCUGCAUGGACCUUCCCACUGCUCCGUUAGAGACAGAUGAGAACCCAUUCAAGGUCGUUUUUUAUUAUUAUUAUUAUUA